Caenorhabditis elegans is the source of this 1955-nucleotide messenger RNA. RefSeq names its product DUF272 domain-containing protein (gene C49A9.3). Bases 131 to 1852 code for a protein of 573 amino acids. The record is from RefSeq and is marked reviewed. Lineage: Eukaryota; Metazoa; Nematoda; Chromadorea; Rhabditida; Rhabditidae. The transcript is spliced from 13 exons.
ACAACUCUGACCGGUUUCACUUCCCAAUAAUUCUACAACUAACAGUGUGCAAGACUGUCAAUAAUUCUAAUUCUAAUUUGUCUUGGUUAAACUAGUAUUUGUGGAAUAUAAACAACUUCCAGAAAAAAAGAUGACGCAAAAAGAUGUAUGCAGGUUUUUCGCCGCAUCCAGAAAAUACUUCACCGAUGGUGAAACAUUUCUAACUAUAAUUGCUCUUGGUUCACAUAACCAUUUAUCAUAUCGCGUGUCCGAAGCAAAACUUGAAAGGAAUGGGAUCAAAUUGGGAGAUUUUCUGACAGCCGUUGUGCCACUUGGACAACCAAUUCAUAGCUUUCGCAAAAUGGAACACACACUUGAAGUAAAAGUAUUCAACUCGAUGAAUUAUGCACAAAUUGAAAAAAUCACUGGUACUGUUGAAAAAAAUAAACAUGGAAUAUCUGUUUUCAACACAAAACAUUUUGGACAAGUCGGAUGUCUUGAUCAAAAUAUUCCCUUUGGAAUCCAUAAAAUUGUUUUGAGAGCAACGACUUCGAAUGAAAAAAGUUUUCUCGAUAAUCUGAAUUUUGGCGCAUUCGUGCAAGGAAACUAUGAAACAAAUCUAUCGGAAACUAAGUUCAUAAAUACAAAUGUAGGUGGUCAAAGCACGAAAAAUGAAUCCAAAAUGGAGUACAUUACUGAACUGGAAAAGGAAAUGGCUAAGAUGAAAGCUAUACAAUAUGAAAAUGAAAAAAUUUUUGCCAAGCCCCCAAUCCCAUUACCAAGGUCAGCUAGUAAACCAGUGGAAAAACGACAAGAAAUGAUGAAGGCAUUUGUAUAUAAUGUUACUUUGAAGGAUAAUAAGAACAAUUACUUUUUAUGGAUUUGUGAUAAGAAAGAGAAAUCAAUUUUAAUAUCAGAUGAGAAAUCUUUACAACUCGGGCAUUUCUUUGAAGGAAUUUUUGAAGAAACGUCAAGUGAAAAUAUGAAUUGGAUCUGUAUCAGAUAUGUCAAAGAAACCAACGAAUUUCUCCAAGGAGAGAUUGUUGGAAACAAAAUUCAAGUGAAAACGGCUUUAAGCAAAUUUCAACCAACGCCAAGGAACUUUGUAGAGCACAUUGGGUUUAUUGUCACAAAUGUCCGGGCUAAGCUUAACCUUGUUGGGAAAGAUUUGAUAUUCCAAAAUAACUUGUUUGGUGAUGCAAUUUGCAGAAGUUGUGAGCAACUGGAUGAUUACAUAAUUUCAAUUAAAUUAUUGCCAAAGCCUGUCAUAACAUCAAUUGGAAAAAUAAUAUAUUUUGAAGCAAAUGAAAUCAAGAAAAAUCAACCAAUGUCAUCAGAGACUCAAGGCCAGAGAGAAAAAGUUUUAGGGACUGGAUUCCAAAAGAAGACUGAAAAAGUGAUGAAUCAAAGAGCUGUGGUUCUCAAAUUUGUUGAAAAUCGGUACUAUGUGUGGAACAUAGACUUGAAAAAAGAGUGCGUGCUCAAGUUUGACGAGUACCCAUUGGAAAAAGGCCAUUUUUUUGUUGGAGAUUUUGUGGAUUGUAAAACGGGAAAAUGGAUUUGUAUCAAAUACGUGAAACCAAUUGAUGGAUUCAUUGAUGGAGGACUCAAUGUUCGUGAAAAUAUUUAUUUCACUAUUACGCUUGAACAGUUUCCAACUACAGAAGAUGCUAAUAGAAGAGGUUCUGCAUUUUCUGAAUAUUUCGGAGAAGUUUUCGACGGAAAGUAUGCAAAUACUAAAAUAACCAAAGAAUUGAUUGGAAGAAAAGCAAAUGUUGAACGGCGAUCUAUUGCAAGAGGGGAAUACGUUUGGACGGUCGUCAAAACAUUCCCACCAGAAGCCAAACCCUUAAGCAGUAUUACCAAACUGUGAUAAUUUUCCCUCAUUUUUGUUAAAUAUGCAGAAAUUACUUUAAAACGGAAAUAAACUGUUUUCAAUGUUGUUGCCAUAAAAUAAAAGUUGUAAUAAUGACCGU